Molecule: messenger RNA, 783 nt
Organism: Heterostelium album PN500
Lineage: Eukaryota; Evosea; Eumycetozoa; Acytosteliales; Acytosteliaceae
Product: autophagy-related protein 27
Exons: 3
Coding region: 1-783 (260 amino acids)
Source: RefSeq, a predicted model, not a curated record
AUGAAAUUCGCUAUCGUUGGUUUGGUUCUCGUUUGUUUAGCUUUGCUGAACACACCUUCUUCAGCAUCAAUUUCAUCAAAUUGUGGCUACACCUCAAAGAAUGGUACAAAAUAUGACUUUUCCGAACUUGCCAACAAUUAUACAGAAUAUUCAUUCACAAUUACUAGUGGUGUCUCUAACCUUAAUAUGUUGUUUUGGUCGAUCUGCCAACCAGCACCAACUUGUGUCAACCAAAAACUCGGUGACAAUGUUGCAGCCUGUCAAAACAGUAAGGGAACCUACUUCAGUUUGGGUCUUGUAAGCUCAAUGACUGUCAAAGAUUUGGCUUCUGAGAAUCAAGGUGGCAUGCUCUCCUAUUCCAAUCCAAAACAAUGCCAGUCGAGUACAUUGCCACGUGUUCUCGAGCUAGAUAUGCAAUGCACUCCAGGUGCCGGUUACGUCAUCAAAGGUGGCGCUGAAAACCCAACCACAAAAUGUCUCUAUCAAGUUUCAUUCAGCUCUGGUUAUGCCUGUCCAGGUACCCCACACGAAGGUGGUACACCAAAGAAGGGUGGUCUCGGUGGUGGUUGGAUCUUUGUCAUCAUUUUGGUCGUUUCGAUUUCAGUCUAUAUUUUAGUUGGUUUGGCCGUCAACUUCAAGGUUCGUGGUCUCAGAGGAAAGGAGAUGUUCCCCAACUACACUUUCUGGAGUGAUUUCCCAGGUUUGAUGAAGGAUGGUGUAUUAUUUAUUAAAGGAAAGGUCACUGGUAGUGGUAGUUCAGCCGGUGGUUACCAACAAGUAUAA